Messenger RNA from Penaeus monodon (black tiger shrimp), 946 nucleotides. RefSeq lists its product as uncharacterized. The record is from RefSeq and is a predicted model, not a curated record. The transcript is spliced from 3 exons. Bases 182 to 796 code for a protein of 204 amino acids. NCBI's taxonomy places the organism in Eukaryota, Metazoa, Arthropoda, Malacostraca, Decapoda, Penaeidae.
UAACACACACACAGCCACACACAAAUAAUAUUAAUCACAUUUUUACGUCUAAAUAAUAUCUCUAACGCCAUUUUCGAGGAAUAGACGUUUAACAAAUUCCUUGCAGAAGUUAUUUAAAUGCAACAUUAUGCAACCUAAAAUUACUGGAACAGAGAGAACAGUGAUUUAGUAUCCUAUAUCCAUGCCUAGGACUAUAAACCUCAUUUUUCCAUCCAUAUCAUGCAUGUACUAUGAUUUACACAUUAUCUCAUCAUCUUCGUUGUUUUUUUCUGCACCAGCGAUUAUUAUCCUUUUUAAAAUCAAUUAUCCAACACUUAAUUCAUUGGUUUUAUGCUCUGUAUUAAUUUCGAGCUAUAUUUACAUACCAGGUUUGACAUCCUUCGAUUACCUGAGAAAAUACAUGCAGCUGAUAACUUCUCGAAGACAACUGUAUUCCUUAGUGUUUACGAGGAACAGGGAUCUUGAGAGCAUCCGCGAGGUGCGAGUCCUGGUGGAAGACUUCGGAUCCGCCCUUGGAGACGCCCUCGGAGCCCAGCUGAAGGAGGCGCAGCUGGAUCGCCUGAAGGAGCUCGUGCCUCUGCCGGAGGUGGCACUCGAGAGGGAAUUUUUCGUGCUCAUCGCCGCCUUUGCUGAGCGCCUUUUCUGCUACGAACUGUUGGCAGCACCCGACGUGUACGUGGAACCGCGAGAUUUGGUGGAACAGCUGGAUUUCCAACAUCUAGACGAGAGGUUGGAAGGUGUCAUCCUAGAUCCUCGUCUGCAUAAUGUUCUCACUACCAUACGUGACUUAGGAUAGGCCUACACUGAAGGGGUAAACUGCCUUAUGAACUGGUUACAAAAGCGAAAGGAAAAAAAAAAGAUUUGUCAUAUAAGCUCCUGAAAUUUGAAGGUUGGCAGUAUGACAGGGCGUUCUUGCAAUUUUAUUAAUAAAAUUUUCUCUUCCUUA